Molecule: messenger RNA, 13096 nt
Organism: Mobula hypostoma (lesser devil ray)
Lineage: Eukaryota; Metazoa; Chordata; Chondrichthyes; Myliobatiformes; Myliobatidae
Gene: lyst
Product: lysosomal trafficking regulator
Exons: 54
Coding region: 430-11955 (3841 amino acids)
Molecular function (GO): protein binding
Source: RefSeq, a predicted model, not a curated record
GCGCGCGCGCGUGCGUGAUUGCAUCAGGCAGACGGAACACGGAGAGUCGAGCGGGGAACGGGCGGGGGUUGUCCACGCGCCGGCUGACUGACGUGGAGGCGAAGGCGGCGAAGUGACGUUGCUGGCCUACCGGUCUCUGGUUGCUGAGCUACCCCAGCAAAAGUUUGGCAGCGGCGGCAGGGUGGAGGAGCAGCAGCAGCAGCAGUCGGGGUGGGCGGCGCAGCGCGAUGCCCAGGACGCCGAGUGACACCCUGAACCAUGCGUGGCGGAGCUAUCGGGAGUCGGAGUCGCAACAGCGGCAACAGAUGACUGCUGUUCUCAGUGACACCUUUGCAAGAUUGACAAUAAUAAAGGCAAAAGGCGCAACAGACAUUUAUCCAGUUUGUCUCAUUCUGUGAUGUUUCACUAUUUCUUGGAUCAGCUCAGUCCAUGGUCAAAAUCAACUGCUUGGAGAGGUUCCUCACUCUUUUUCACUAUUAUAGCCACAAAGGAAAUCUGAAUGCAACAGAAGCCAUCAAGUUCUGCUCAGACAUGAGCAGUGCCUGUAACACGUUAGCGCGAGAAUUCCUGACAGAUGUGCACCAGCUUUGUAAUGCUGUGUCUCAGAGGUCUGAGAACAAGGAGGAGGAGGAGGAAGAAAGCCACAUGGUUGCAUUGGGCGAAUAUCUAGUUCGAGGUCGAGGAUUCCUACUCCUAAGUACACUGGAUUCCAUUGUUGAUCAGGAACUAACCUGCAGAGAGGAAUUGCUUACUUUACUGCUGUCGCUUCUUCCUCUGGUUUGGAAGAUACCUGUUCAAGAAGAGAAAGCUCCAGAUUAUAAUCUAUCUGCACUCGAAGAUCUUUUGUGUACCAAAGAGACCAAAUAUUCUGCAUCUAAACCUCAGGAAAAAACAGGUCACACACCAGAUGGAAACUUGGUUUUAUAUGCUCAGGUACCAUCAAGAUGCAGCACCAGCAACUGGAAGACAAGGCGACAGCGCAGAAGUGCGCAGUGCUACACUCUGAGGGAUGCAAGGAAAGUCCCACUUUCUACAUCUGAUUCUGACUCUGGUUCAGGUGAUGACAGUUCAGUCAUGAUCAGACAAAGACGGCAGCAGAUUUUACAGCCUUUUAUAACCCGUCAAUCAAGAGAGGACUAUAGCUCCCCCAUGGGCUCUCUGCUUCCAUCCUUGAGAGUCAGUGAAGUAGUACACGAUAACCUAAGUUCAGAAAGUGCUACUGUUUUGGAAGAAGUAGACAUGGAGUCAACUGUUUUAAGUCGAGUAGCUAAUACUCCAUUUGAUCUUUGUCACAUUUUAUUGUCUCUGUUAGAAAAAGUUUGCAAGUUUGAUAUGGCCUUAAAUCACAAUCCAGCUUUAGCAGCUAGUGUAGUUCCCACAUUAACAGAAUUUUUGGCAGGAUUUGGGGAUUGCUGCAAUAGUAAUAAAUCUGAAGCUGAGGAAGUCGCUAUGGGAUGGACAACAGAACCAGCAGCCCUGGUUCAAAGAAUGCUUCUACGGACUGUAUUACACCUGAUGUCAGUUGAAAUAAAUUAUAGAAGUAACAUUCCAGAUACGCUUAGAAGAAAUAUUGUAGACUUGCUGAGGGCAACAUUGAAGAUUAAGAAUUGUAUUGAAAAGCGCCUGGAUCCUUUUGUUCUACAGCCAAAGAAGACACUGCAGGAGCUCAGCAAAGAUAUUUCUUUGUCAUCUUCUCAUCACAAAAUACUUCUGCUACCCGAGCUACUUGAGGUAGUUUUGCAAAUUCUAAUCUGUACCUUGCAGUCAGCUUCCACUAAUCCUUUCUUCUUCAGUCAAGCCAUGGACCUCGUCCACGAGUUUACGCGGCAUCAUGGCUUUGAACUGUUUGAAAGUACAGUGCUGAAGAUGGAAGUGUUAAUUACAAAAGGUGAUCCCCAGUCUAAAGAGGCAGCAGAACAUAUCAAAUCGCUGAUUGGUAAUGUCAUGAAAAUAAUCAGCAUUGUCAAGAAAGUAAAAUCAGAACAACUCCACCAAUCUGUUUGUACACGUAAGAGGCACAGGCGAUGUGAAUACUCUCAGUUUAUGCACCACCACAGAGAUCUGUCAGGUCUCCCUGUUGCAGUAUUCAAAUAUCAGCAGUCCAACAAUCCUUUCGAUGUAGCAUUAGAUGGUGAAAUUUGCUAUCCCAGUCGCUGCUGCUGUAUUGCACUGUGUGCUCACCAGUGUCUGCGUUUGCUGCAAGAAAUUAACUUAAGCAGCACUUGUGUGCAAAUUUUAUCAGGUGUGCACUCUGUGGGAAUCUGCUGUUGCAUGGAUCCAAGAUCUGUCAUUGUCCCCAUGCUUUAUGCCAUGAAGUCACAAACUUUAAAAAGCUGUCAACUGCACAUCUUAAAUAUUCUGAGUAAAUUUAUCCUUGAACAGCUUGGGGGUGGAGAGGUAUCAGAGAAAAUGAAACAUGCAAGCUGUAAUAUUUGCACUAUUGAUAGUAGUCAGACACCUGAUAUUGCUGAGGUUCUACAAGGAAAUUUACUAGAAACUGGUUCUUCAUCCAGUCUUUCCAAUCCCAAAUUCCAAUCAGAUGGUAUCUUACCAAACGGAAGGUCCAGAGACAUUAUGUGGACUUGGGAGGCCUUGGAAGCUUACCAAGAUCUUCUUUUCAUUGAAGACACACAACUGAGUUUGCAAGUUGCCAGCCAUAUAUGUUACCUAAUCCAAAAAGGCAAUGCUGUGGUUAAAUGGCAACUUUACACUCAUAUCUUUAACACUGUGCUUCAAAAGGGAGUGGAACUGUCUCAUUAUGGACAGCAGCUAAGAGUAACAAGACACUCUACCCAAGCAUAUAAUCACCACAUCAGAUAUUUGUCUCGAGAGGUUCUUCAACUUCACCUGCACACAUUGCCUUCACUCUUUAAAUCCAAGCUGAUUAGAAGCCUCUUUUUGAGCUGCAGUGGAUUAAAUCAGAUGACAGAAUUAAUUUAUCUAGACUGCGUUAGAUCCAGUGCUUUGAUGGUUUUUGAAACUUUAAUCCUGUGCCUUGGAGAUCAACGUAUAAAUGGAGAAGAGGAUGAAGAGACUAAUACAGAGGACUCUGCUUUUAGUACCAGUGAUAUUGCAAGUAGCCAACACACUGCACCACAUAAAAAUGAGAUGCAGCAGAGCUUAAGUAGGUUUUAUGAGGUUCUGAAAGAAUCUCACCCCAAAAAGAAGAAAGUCAGAAAUGUAGACAUCCAUAUAAAUGUGAUAAACCUGUUUCUCUGUGUUGCAUUUAUGUGCAUCAGUCAAGAGCCUGAAUCUGAUCGUGAAUCUGCUAACGAUUCUGAAGAUACCUCUGGCUAUGAUAGCACAGCCAGCGAGCCUGUGGGUAAUGUGCUUCCUCAUUUAUCACCAGACAAUGUUGUUUUACCUUCAAAAGAGCAUAUCAGACGUGCAGCAGAUGUGUGGUCCGUAUGUCGUUCAAUCUACUUGAAAAAUGUUUUAUUCCAGAAGCAAUUCCAUAAACUAGGUGGUCUGGAGGCCUGUCAUAGAUUGCUGAUGAUUAUUAUUCAGGGGCUAUCCAAAACAAUCAUGGACAAUGGAAAUGAAAACAAAGUAGGAACCUUAACUCAGUGUGAAAAUCGUGAACAAUUAGACAUUUCCUUACAUUCAUCUUCAGAUCUGAUGGCCAAUAAAGAUGCAUCCGAUGUCAGCAAUAGUGAGGAAUCAACUAAAUCAGAGUCAGAAAUUGUCCAGGAAUCAGCAAAUCAUUUGGAUGAGCAGAGUACUGCUGCAGAAGGUGAUGAGGAUUGGGAUUUUGUGGAGCCAGAACUACAGAGAACAGAGGAGGAGUGGGCAUUGCAGAGCAUCAGGUUGCUGGAAGCUUUACUAGCCAUCUGCUUACAUGCUUCGCUUCCUUCUGGGAGAGCAGAUUUGGAACUUUCUCCACAGAACCUUUCUGUGGAUGAAAUACUGACUGAAAUUCGAGAACUCCUUGUGCAUUCGGGGAUUGUUAAUUCUCAUCUAGCCAAGCCCCUCUUUGAUUCCUUGCAAUGUGUAGCUUUGGGAAGAAGUACUCCUGUUGGCUGUUCUGCUGAGCAAGGGAAAAUAAAGCAACAGGCAGUGAAUGACGAGACAGGACUAGAGAUGGGUGAUACUUCAGAGGAGACAGAAGAAUCACAGUAUUACAGCAUCAGACUUUUUGCAGAAGAGGAAGGGUAUGAGGCUGAUAGUGAAAGUAACCCAGAAGAUGCGACAACCAAGGAAGAAGAUGGAACACCAGAACUCGCUUCCCUAACUCAGUCAUCUAGUUAUCUUGGAAAUCCUCCUGAGAGUACACUGGGUGACCUGAUGUAUCCCGAGAUCUGUAUGCUUGAGCUCACCCUUUUGAGUGUCAGCAGUUCUACCCUUGAUGUCCUAACCUAUGUGUUCAGGAGUCUGCUGGAAAUUGUUAAACACAAUGAAGAAAAUGCUGCCUCCAUAUACCAGCAGGGAGCGGUAACAACUAUCUUAAAUGGUUUUCAGAGUAUCUUGAGCCAAUCUGGGAUGAAUUUGGAGGAGUGCCAGGCAGUUCUUGUGGAAUUGUUGGUGACUUUAACCAAGUCCAGGUUGUCAGCAGAAGAAUUGACCUUUCUCCUGAGAUUAUUUUUGGAAAAGACCUCUCCAACUAAAAUACUACUUAGAGGAAUUCUGAGCAUAGUGGAAGCAAAUAUAAACAUGGACCCAAUGCAGUACCUUACUUUCCCAAUAGUGUUGAACACAAAUACUUGCAGUAACAUUUCAUCCAUUCAGAAAACCAGCUCUACUACCAGCAGCAAGACCUCCAACCUUCUAAAGCGUGUCAAGUUCCCACAAAACAGAAGAGAGACAGAACUUGAGAGAUUAUCGUCACCUUGGCACGUGGCUCCACUUCACCUGCCAGUUGUUGGUCAGAACUGUUGGCCUCAUAUGUCAGAUGGCUUUAGUGUUUCACUGUGGUUAAAGGUGGAGGUAUCCAAAGUGACAGAUGGGUUAAUUAAAAAAGUGAGAAAACAAAAACGAAAUUGGCUGGCUACUUCCAGAGAUAAGAGUGCUGACUGUGUUGAAGAUGGAAAAUCAACAGGGUUCUAUUGCAGUGGAGUUUCAGAUUCUUCUGCUAAAUUGAUGGAAGAUGGUUGUCUUCAUGUGAUUUCAUUAGGUUCUAAAACAACGAUGCUGCAAGUUUGGGCCGAUUUGAACACACGUGGCUUUAUAUUCAGAAUCUGCAAUGAUGCAAACGAUGAAUUAAAAACAGGUGUUCUGGCACAGGCUGAGUCAGCGCCAAAUAUCAUAACUCCAGGCAAAUGGCAGCACUUAGCACUGACUUAUGCACAACAGACAGAAAACAAAAAAUAUAUUAAUGCGUUGCUUUCACUGUGGGUAUCCGGGCAAAGAAAGGAUGAGUUGGCCUUGUAUUAUACUAUACCUCGGAAAAGCAGCCUCUCCCCUGAUGGUAAUAAAACUUUUGCAUUGAUUGGCCACUCUGCAGCCCCACAAGAUUCUACUGGAUUAGCUGGAAGAUGGAGUAUUGGAAGCUUGCUCCUUUUUAAUGGUGCUAGAAUAGGGCUGGAAGAAGCAUAUUAUUUGUAUGUUUGUGGACCAGACUUCACCUCUAUUAUGCCUUGUAAAUAUGGUAAAAUUCAAGCAAAUUACUCCAAGUAUGUUACUCUGGAGAUUCUACAGUGUGAUCAAAUUAAAGAGCUUCUCAUGAAAAACAAGGAAGUGAAUACUGGCCCUCUGGUGGAUAACCUCGCGAUUGUUUACAAUCCACAGUAUCCUGCUCAGUAUACCAUUUAUGACCCAGUUAUUCGACUCAAAGGACAAACAAGAACAGUAUCACCACAAAGGCCAUUCAGCUUGAAGGAUGUCCAGAACAAUGCUAUGGAGCCCCAGAAACUAAAGUCUCUGCAACCUCUGGAGCAUCAGGAGCUUCAGCGUAUCCUCCACAAAAUUGGAGGAACUGGUGCAUUCAUCUUUCUCUUUGCUAGGUCUGUAGAGAUAAGUGACGAUGAAGAAACACAAGCUCUGGCACUGAAUGUUGUACUUACUUUGACAAAGUACAACCAGCAGAGAAUCCAGGAAAUGGAAAGUUGUCACGGCUAUACUAUGAUUCACCAAGUUCUCAUCAAAAUGAAAUGUAUUGUGGGCUUUCACAUCUUAAAGACUUUACUUGAUGGAUGCUGCAGUGCUCCAGUGCUUAACUUUAAUGAGUCCACGUGUCAAUUUGAGAUUGAUACUGAAACAAGUGCAGUGAUCCAGGAUGUGAAGAUCUUGUCAGAAUUGUUACUGGACUGGAAGAUCUGGUCCAAAGCACAGAAUGGUGUCUGGGAAACGCUGAUGGCAGCUCUUGAAGUGCUCAUUAGAGUCAAUCAUCCCAAACAGAUGUUCAAUAUCAAACAACUUCUGAAGGCUCAAGUGGUUUAUCGCUUCCUCUUGACUUGCCAGGUUCUUCAGGAACACCGAGAUGAACAGCUGACAUCUAUUCCUCGGGAUGUCUGCAGAUCAUUUGUGAAGAUCAUUGAAGAAGUACUUGGGUCACCACCAGAUCUUGAGUUGCUGAAGCUGGUUUACAAUUUUUUGUUGGCAGUACAUCCUCCCACUAAUACUUACGUUUGCCACACCCCACCAGGCUUUUACUUUUCACUCCACAUAGAUGGAAAGAUCUUUCAAGAGAAGGUCAAAUUGAUCAAAUGUAUGCGGUAUUCUAAUAGCAGUGGAAAAUCCAGUGAAAGCCCUGGUUUUCUAUCACCAUCUGCCUUUACUGUUGUCCCACCAGAAGGAGAAAAAGUACAAAUUAGCACCUUAAGCGAUGAAAAGCAGGAAUCUCCUUUAUUGCCAUUGUAUGAACCACACUUCCAAGGUUUAUCAUUGACCCCUUCCACAUUACCACAAAUUGGAAUCCGAAUUUUGACGCCAAGUGAAGAACAGGAUGUUGACAUAAAGGCUUUUGACGUUGAGUCCGACUCUAAGAGCUUUUUUUCAGAGAACGUUCCCAAAAUGGCCACUGCAGAAAUACUGAAAUCAACACAGGAUGAGGUGCUCCUCAGCAGCAGUGAGUCAGCAAAGACCUUAUGCGAGUCAGAAAAGGGACCUUCCAUGAGAACUGUUAUUGCACAUGGUGAAACCCAAGAAUCUUUAGAACAUGUUUUGGAGGCAGAUAGCCCAGCAAAUGUGAGCUUCAAGAUUGAUGUGGAACAUGUCUCAAAUGAGAGUUCAUCAACUUUGGAACCAGAACUGAAACUGGAAGGGGCAGGUGAUGGAGUAAAUCGACCAGACAGUCUCCAAGGCCUUCAGAUGUUCCAGAGAAGUCAGAGUAAUUUUACUGGGCUGGGAUUAGCAUUUCCAUCCCAGAAUGGAUCUUUAGUUAUUGGACGUUUGCCAAGUAUGACUGGCAAGAAUUUAAUUCCUGAAGAAUGGGAAAACUUUGGUUUCUCACCUCUUUAUGAAAGACCCUACACGCAAAGUGAUGGUGCAACAGAUAGAUCAUCAACAGAGGACUGUCUGAUUCUCAUCUGCUGUGGAUUGUAUAACCUUUUGAAAGGAAUUUUACUCAUCUUGCCAGAUGUGAUGCUUGCUGAUGUGAUGGACAAAUUAAUUCAACCGGAAGCAUUGAUAGUCCUUGUUAAUCAUCCAGCUCCAGUUAUACAGCAAGGAGUUAUUAAGCUGCUGGAUGCAUAUUUCACACGUGCUACAAAGGAUCAAAAGGAAAAAUUCCUGAAAAACCAUGGGUUUUCAUUAUUGGCCAAUCAACUUUACCUUCAUCAAGGGACACAAGGCUUGUUGGAUUGUUUUCUUGAAAUGCUGCUGGGCCGGGCAGUCGAUCUGGAUGAAGAGUUGGAUUCAGAGACUGUGGCUGGUAUCGACCCAUUCCAUAAAAGAUGCAUCAUUCCUGUAUUGGGCCUUAUUGAAAACUCUCUCUAUGAAAAUACAUUACUGCACCAUAUAUUGUGUGUUGUACUCCAGUUUUUGAACACCUGUUCCAAGUUAGCUGAUAUACUACUUGAUAAUGGUUUGCUGUAUGUCUUGUUCAACACCUUGGCAGCACUUAAUGGACUAGAGAAUGGCAUUCCGUUGAGUGAAUACAAAUUGGUGUUGUGUGAUAUUCAGCAGCUGCUGGUCGCGGUUACCAUCCAUUCCUGCAGCUCUUCUGGUUUGCCAUAUUUUCGCAUAAUAGAAGAUUUAAUAUCACUGCUUGGAUACCUACAGAACAGCAAGGAUACAAAAACUAAAGAAAUGGCUAUUGUACUGCAGUUCCGGGUCCUUCAGAGUGGCAUUGAAUUUAUCAAAACCACAGCUAACCAGGAUGCACAGAAUAUGAGUAGCUCCUUCAAUUUACCUGCAAAUCAACACCACGCUAUUCAUCAGAAGAGGAAGAGUAUUGCUGGUUCCCGCAGGUUUUCAUCUGCGCCAUCUGAUGCUUUGUUGAUGAGAAUGCGAUCAGUAGCCAGUGAUGAACUCUCUGAACUAAUGCAAAGAAGAAUGAGCCAUGAAAACGCAAUGAGAGCAUCUGAGACAGAGUUUAUACAGAGAUUGCAGAGGCUUACAAUUUUAUCGGUUAACAGACUAAUCUACCAAGAACUUGAUUCUGACUCUCUGGAUUUAUUGAGCACAUCUGAAUAUCCACAACAGAAUAGAGUAUCUCUGGAAGAAGGCUUUGAGGAUGUUGUGUCAGAGCUAUCCACCAACAACAUAAAAACUUUUCAGAAAGAAAUGCUAAAAUUGAUGAUUGAAGGAAUUAAAAUAUCCUUGGAAGCAGGUAGAAACAACCUGCCACGGCAGCAGUGGAAGCGCAUGCUUUGGUCUUGCAGAGAAACAUUCCGGUCCCAGCUGGGUCGAUUGCUUGUCCACAUUCUCUGUCCUGCCCGCCCAUUGGAAGAGAGGAAAAUGGCUUUGGAAAUAGUUUAUGAACCAAACCAUUUUGAGAUUCUGCGCGAGUGUCUCAGUCAAGCAUUGGAGCAUGGACCCAAGCUGGCAUUGUAUUUGUAUGAACUGAUGCAUGACCACACGGAGGCUUUAUCCAAAAAACAGCAAUCUGCAGCAGCCAGUCUUUACUCAUCUUUGAAGCUCUGCGGAUACAAGUGUAUUCCUCUUGAUGCUCCAUACAAACCAGAUCUCAUUAAAGCCAUUGAAGAGGAGCAGACCAAAUAUGUGAAUGAGGAAAUUGCAAACAAAGUUGCCUGGGAAAAAAAAAUUGCGACCUCUCAGCAGAGUCUCCUUCAACGGUUGGAUUUGAAGUCUAAAGAUAUUUCCAAAAUAGCUGCUGAAAUCACUCAGAAUAUCUCUCUGCAGCAAGGUAUGGAGAGGAAGAAAGUGAUUCAGCACAUCAGGGGAAUGUACAAGAUAGAUUUAACUGCUGGCAGACACUGGCAAGAACUUGUUCAACAGCUAACGCAUGAGAGGGCUGUAUGGUAUGAUCCUGUGUCUUAUCCAACUUCAUGGCAACUGGACCCAACAGAAGGUCCCAACAGAGAAAGACGACGCUUACAAAGAUGUUAUUUGACCAUUCCCAAUAAAUACCUGCUCAGGAAUCGACAUAAACCUGAGGAACCACUAAAGCCUCCUUUGUCAUUUUUGUUUGAGGAUAAAUCGCGUUCUUCUUUUUCAUCAACUGUAAAGGAUAAAGCAACUAGUGAACCCAUCAGAUUCAUACGGAAAUGUAUCAAUGUUGCCCCAUCUCGAGAAACAGUUGGUGAACUCCUUCUAGGGGAAUCAGGAAUGUAUUUUGUUGAGGACAAUGCUGCUGAUGCCUUUGAGCAUCCUAGUUCUGCUAUGGAAAUGGAGCCAGCCUCAUUCUCCUGGAAAUAUGAAGAAAUUAAAGAGAUUCAUAAGCGCUGGUGGCAGCUGCGUGAUAAUGCCCUGGAAAUAUUCCUAACCAAUGGCAGAACUCUUCUUCUGGCAUUUGACAAUACAAAGGUUCGAGAUGAUGUUCAUCACAAUAUUCUGUCUUCCAGUCUGCCAAAUUUAUUAGAAUAUGGAAAUAUUACAGCUCUGACUCAGUUAUGGUGCUCAGGACAGAUAACCAACUUUGAGUAUUUGACCCAUUUAAACAAGCAUGCAGGUCGCUCCUUCAAUGAUCUCAUGCAAUAUCCUGUCUUUCCCUUUGUGCUGAGUGACUAUACCAGUGAAACAGUUGACUUGAAUGAACCUUCCAUUUACAGAAACCUCCUGAAACCUAUUGCUGUACAGUCCAAAGAGAAAGAAGAUCGCUAUGUUGACAACUAUAAGUACCUGGAGGAGGAAUAUUGCAAAGGGGCUCAAGAAGAUGAUCCAAUGCCACCUGUCCAGCCGUAUCACUAUGGGUCUCAUUAUUCAAACAGUGGAACAGUCCUGCACUUCUUAGUCAGGAUGCCACCAUUCACCAAGAUGUUUCUGGCUUACCAGGAUCAAAGUUUCGAUAUCCCAGAUCGAACAUUUCACUCUAUGAAUACUACCUGGCGCUUAUCCUCUUAUGAAUCAAUGACUGAUGUGAAGGAGCUCAUUCCAGAAUUCUUUUAUCUUCCAGAAUUUUUGGUCAAUAGAGAAGGCUUUGACUUUGGAAUGCGGCAGAAUGGAGAUAGAGUGAAUCAUGUAAAUCUUCCACCUUGGGCUCGCAAUGAUCCCAGACUCUUCAUCCUGAUUCAUCGCCAAGCCUUGGAGUCAGAUCAUGUUUCACAAACUAUUUGCAAUUGGAUUGAUCUGGUGUUUGGGAACAAGCAAAAGGGGAGAGCUGCUGUUUAUGCUAUCAAUGUCUUUCACCCUGCGACUUAUUUUGGCAUGGACGUGUCUGCUGUUGAAGAUCCUGUGCAAAGACGAGCCCUGGAGACUAUGAUCAAAACCUAUGGUCAGACACCUCGGCAGAUCUUCACAGCCACUCAUCCGAGCAAACACGGGCCAAGACUGUCAAUGGAGGGGGAGCUGCCUGCAGCUAUGGGUCUCCUUGUGCAGUUUGCUUUCAGAGAGAGCAGAGAGCAUAUCAAAGAAGUCAUCUAUCCGAGUCCCUUGUCAUGGAUUAAAGGACUGAAGUGGGGUGAGUACGUGGGUUCUCCCAGUGCACCAGAUCCUGUAAUUUGCUUCAGUCAGUUCCAUGGAGAGCAAUUUGGAUCACUACUAGCAUUGCCCACCAGAGCUAUCUGUGGUCUGUCGAAAAAGUUCUGCCUAAUGAUGACGUACAGCAAAGAACAAGGUGUUCGAAGCAUGCACAAUACAGAUAUCCAGUGGUCAGCCAUUUUGAGCUGGGGUUACGCUGAUAACAUACUAAGACUGAAAAGCAAACAAAGUGAGCCCCCAAUCAACUUCAUUCAGUGCUCUCCUUUGCACCAGGUUACAAGUUGUGCGUGGGUACCUGAGAGCUGCCAACUAUUUACUGGCAGUAAAUGUGGAGUAGUUACUGCAUACUCAAGCAGAUUUACCAGCAAGAUGUCUUCAGAAAUUGAGGUGGAAUCUAAAGUCUACUUGUAUGGCCAUACUGCAGAAGUAAUCAGCUUGUGUGUUUGCAAACCAUACAGCAUUCUGAUCAGUGUCAGCAAGGAUGGAACCUGCAUUAUAUGGGAUCUGAACAGGCUGUGUUAUGUUCAGAGUUUAACAGGACAUAAAAGUCCAGUGACAGCGGUUUCUACUAGUGAGACAACUGGUGACACUGCAACUGUUUGUGAUUCAGUUGGUGGUGGCAGUGAUCUGAGACUGUGGACAGUAAAUGGAGAUCUCAGCGGCCAUGUGCACUGUCGAGAGAUAAUUUGCUCUGUAGCUUUUUCCAAUCAGCCUGAAGGUGUAUCUGUCAAUGUGAUUGCCGGAGGGCUAGAAAAUGGCAUAGUAAGGCUGUGGAGUACUUGGGACUUGAAACCUGUUCGAGAAAUUAUCUUCCCUAAGUCAAACCGACCUAUCAUCAGUCUGACCUUCUCCUGUGACGGCCAUCAUCUCUAUACAGCAAACAUCGAUGGGACUGUGAUAGCAUGGUGUCGUAAAGACCAACAGCGGAUGAAGCUCCCCAUAUUCUAUCCCUUCCUAAGCAGUUAUGGGGCUGGAUGAAAACUAGCCUGCAAAUAUGAUUGUACCAGUCACUGUGCAUGUAAUGGAGCCUGUUGUGCCCUUGUGGGAGGCGGUGGGAUGAGGGGAAGACUGGGAAAAUGAAGAGUUCCUUCCUACAUGUAAAUAUUCCAAGUGCAGAGACUACUCAAGCUGAUCAGGUGUUCUUCUCAUCAAUCAGGACAAAAUGGAAUCAUGAAAACUAUUGAGCAAAGCAGAUUUCAUCUCUGCAGUCUGUUCCUUGACUUUGUGGGAUAUGCAGUCCUUCAAAGUACAGUCAGUUUGGAACUACUAAAACCCAGCAACUCAAUUUAAAUUUGGUGUAAGUUAUGCAAUGUGUAAGGUUGUUGGAUUUAAAGUGCAAUAUUUUCUACUUGAAAAUCUCCCAAGUUUUGCGUACAAUGUGCAUGAGACCAAGCAGGUUAGAUAUAGAAGAAUAAUCACUUACAUAACAGCAUGGAAAUAUCUAUGUUAAAGCACCUUAAAACAAUGUCUGUGCACACAGCAUCUGCCUUGAACGUUUACAAUUCAUUUUGCAAGCUCUGUCAUUUCUCAUGCCUUUCCUCAGAAAUAAAAUCACACUUUGUAAUAAUUUGAUAAUAUGGUCCAGAUUGUAACUUUUUUUAUACCUAGCAUUAAGCAGACCCUAAUUUGAGAAGAGUCGCCUAGCUGGUGCUUGCCAGAUUGCAUGAAAGGAUAAAUAUUGUCUUAAACUGAGUGGAUGUACAUCUAACAAUGCAGAAAAUUGGGUUGGCUUUAUUGGAGACACAAUACUGGUGUCAAAUAGAUUGUUUAUAGUUAGUUUGCUCCCCACUUGUGAUAAAUAAAUGACCACUCUUGUUUAAUUGAAGGGCACAGAUUCUCAAUUUUGAUUGCAACUUCCCUCUGAAAGUUGUCUUUUGUGUAUGAUCCUUAAUUAUAUUUAAAAAGUAUUAGAAAAUGUGUAUUUUACAAACUUUUUGAACUAGUUUGUCAAUUGUUUUGCUGAUAUAUAAAACUUUUGCAAGCGUGUAACUUAUUUAAAAAUUUAAAAAACCAGUGUUCUCAGACUUUGAAAGUGAGCAUUUGCUGUAUUUUGUACUUAUUCCUUAUAUAUCUGUACAAAGUAUUUGUGCUGAAUAUUUGGACAUUAAAUUAAUUGUAA